CAACAAGGGUAGUGACUUGGGGAGGGAUCCAAGGUGUUUAAAACAUUGUUUUAAACACUAGGCGUUUCGACAAUUCUCUUCGUUGCUCGGCCAAGCCACAUCACCUACCUCCUCAAGUCACCCCCUGCCUACCCGCAUGAUGCUCUACAACACGCGACAGAGACUCCAGGUGGCCUUGAUCCUCUUCUUCAUCGUUGUUGCUUUCGCCGCUGACUCGGCAUGGAUCCCGUGGGCGACCGUGGUCAUCUUCUUGACCAUGAUCUUGAUCACGGAUCUCCUUUUCUUGGACGACAACCAAUUCAAGUAUGACCCGAACUACAAGAACUGGUCUCGACAAACCGACCCCAAGUAUUAGCGACCCCGCGCGAUGUUGACAACACUCAACCGAAUCGCGCCAUAGUCGUCAACCUUUCGUAUGCAUGAAAAAUAACCUCUUGGACAAUUUGUUCUUGUACGUCGUGCGGUUGAGGAAGUUACGCUAUUGAUAACACUCCACCGAACAACCUCAUUUGAUUCACUCCAGAAACCUCGCCUUUGUCCAGACGGCGAAUCGAAGUGCUUUGGCGACAUGCAUAUCCAGCUACAAGAGGCGUGGGAAGCUGUCCUCUAUCCUUUGGCUCCCAAUAUGGGGCUACUGGACAUUAGCCGAAGCAACGAGUAGUUGUGACGAGAAUCGGCUGCAUGCGAGGAGGAGCAUGCAUCUCGGUGUCGAAGUCUAUACGUUGUUGCGAUAAGAUCGAUAUACGAGUCCUAGCUGGCCA
Molecule: messenger RNA, 761 nt
Organism: Aphanomyces invadans
Lineage: Eukaryota; Oomycota; Saprolegniomycetes; Saprolegniales; Verrucalvaceae
Exons: 3
Coding region: 137-355 (72 amino acids)
Source: RefSeq, a predicted model, not a curated record